UUCUUAAGGGUUUUUAUUUUCAUUAGGGUAGAUUUUCUUUCCCAACUUGACUUUAUGGAAAUGUUUUGCAUAAAUUUUAUAUCCCGGAAAUGAAUGAACCUUACAAAUCUGGGCUUGGUUGGUUAUUUUGCUAAUUACCUAAUGCAGAUUAAAUUUUAAAGAGUCCGGAGGGACAGAAUGUGUUCGGGCAAGGGGAGGAGGGCCAGUUGAUAAACAUUUACCACAGUAUCCCUUUCCCCCUAAAAUAGAGGUUUUUAAAGAAGCAAUCCCACUCUAGCGACUGGGUGUGGGUCCACAAUUCACUUGAUAAUUAUUUCUUUUUUCUGAUAUUCAGGAAAAGGUCUCGAGGGAUAGUCUCGGCACAUUUGCUCCCACUUGAGCCCACGAAGGGCCCGAUCUACAUCGCUCGGCCUUCAAGGCCUGGCUCGUCACCUCCUCCAAGAAGCCCCGUCCUCUUCUGCCCCUCCAGGACCGCUCUUUGCCUUUUCCCGCUUUCCCAGGCGAGCUCUCUCCCCUCCGGCCCCACUCGCAUCACUGUCCACGAUGGGAGCAGAGGCUGAAUAAUAGGAACUGGGUAGGCUGGAAUCUGGACAAGUCCGGGGGGCAGACUCUGGAAGGGGACGAGCUCUGGAAUCCCCGGCCAGAAGCGCGCGCGCUUUCCUUGGGAAGCGUUAAAGGAAACGGAAACGGAAACACCCCAGUCCGCGCCCAGCCCCCCACCGGGACCCCCAAGGCUGAGGGAAGCCACUCGUGGAGCCCCGGGCCAGCCCCUACUCCCCCUUUCUGUUCCAAUUCACCUGGCAGAGGCCAGAACCAAGAGGAGAUCCACUGGGCAGAGUUACCGGCCCGGCCCACAGCCUACGUCCCCCCGCCCCCGCCAUGGUGGUCCAGUGCCGAGUGCUCUUCAUCUUCCUGGGCCUGCAGGUGGUGAUGAUGGUCUUGUAUCACCAAGGUUACCAUCACCAGGUCAGCCGGGUCCUGAAUAUCCUGAGCAGCAGCAUCCUCAGCCCCACGCCCGCCAACCUGAUAAUGAAAGAUGUCUACAGCGGCCUGGAGCAGAUCCAGGCCCUGAACCUCACGGAGGACGACUUGCCCAGCUGCCCCAAGAGCUCGCCUUUUCUCAGUGGCCCCCUGAAAGUGAGCUUCCCGCUGCAUCUAACGAUGGAUGAGAUUGCUCAGAAGAACCCGUGGGUCCAGAUGGGAGGCCACUAUCAGCCCCCCAACUGCUGGGCUCUUCACCACACAGCCGUCAUCAUCCCCUACCGGGCCAGAAGGAAGCACCUGUACCAGCUACUCUACCAUCUGCACCCUUUCUUGCAGCGACAGCAGAUCCACUACACCAUCUAUGUGGUGCAUCAGAUAGACAAUAAUACCUUUAACCGAGGGAAACUAUUGAAUGUGGGCUUCAAGGAGGCCAUGAAGGAGAAUAACUGGCAGUGUAUUUACUUCCAUGAUGUGGAUCUGAUUCCCGAGGAUGACCGCAAUGUUUAUGGAUGCAGUGUCCUUCCCAUGCACUCUGCAGUAGCCAUUGACAAGUUCCAGUAUAAGCUCCCUUACCAGACUUACUUUGGCGGGGUGACAGCGCUGCGACCCACCCACUAUCUGAAGAUCAACGGCUUCCCCAACAACUACUGGGGCUGGGGGGGCGAGGAUGAUGACAUUGCCUCCAGAAUUUUCCUGAAUAAGAUGUUCAUCACGCGGCCUCCUGCGGCCUUCGGCCGCUACCGGAUGCUGAAGCACGGCCAUGACAAAGGAAAUGAAGUCAACCCCAAAAGGUUUCACCUCCUCUCCAGCACCCACAUAAGAUGGCGUCGCAAUGGGAUAAAUACUCUUAACUACAAAUUACUGUCUAAGGAGCAGACCCAACUCUACACCAACUUCACGGUGAAUUUGGGCUCCAGUGACCAGUAACUGCUCUUCCCAUGGGGUCACUCUCCCCCUUUCGCCCCACCCAGGACUCUGGGUCUCCUGCAUUUUUUCCCAGUGCACCUCAUCUCCCCCAUUCAUCGGGUACCAACGCCAAGUGCUCAAGACAAAGACGUGAGAAGCAGAAUGGGAGGAAAUGUGGAGAGAGACCAUAGCUUUCUCCUCUCCCCAAUUUCUUAUUAUAGUUUGUUUUAUAUGAUG
Messenger RNA from Sarcophilus harrisii (Tasmanian devil), 2127 nucleotides. RefSeq names its product beta-1,4-galactosyltransferase 3-like. The transcript is spliced from 7 exons. NCBI's taxonomy places the organism in Eukaryota, Metazoa, Chordata, Mammalia, Dasyuromorphia, Dasyuridae. The coding region runs from base 880 to 1911 and encodes 343 amino acids. Gene Ontology annotation, molecular function: glycosyltransferase activity. The record is from RefSeq and is a predicted model, not a curated record. Gene Ontology annotation, biological process: carbohydrate metabolic process.